Messenger RNA from Hippocampus comes (tiger tail seahorse), 1244 nucleotides. RefSeq names its product cysteine dioxygenase, type I (gene cdo1). The transcript has 5 exons. The record is from RefSeq and is a predicted model, not a curated record. Bases 104 to 682 code for a protein of 192 amino acids. Lineage: Eukaryota; Metazoa; Chordata; Actinopteri; Syngnathiformes; Syngnathidae. Gene Ontology annotation, molecular function: ferrous iron binding; cysteine dioxygenase activity. Gene Ontology annotation, biological process: L-cysteine catabolic process.
GCACGUUGGGGCGCAAAGUUAGUAGUUGAGCAUCUUCUCGACGACAAAUUUGUUCCAGGGCGAACAAAUUGUCCUCCUGACGCUCAAAUACACAAAGGGAAAGAUGGCUAAAACUCUGCAAGAGCUAAUUCAGAAGCUGCAUGAGAUCUUUAAGGAUGACCGCGUCAAUGUGGAGGAGGUGCAGGAACUCAUGGAGUCAUACAAGAGCAACCGUAAGGAUUGGGAGAAAUACGCCAUAUUCGACGCUCACAAAUACACAAGAAACUUGGUGGAUGAAGGCAACGGGAAGUUCAACCUGAUCAUUUUGUGUUGGGGAGAAGGUCAUGGAAGUAGCAUCCACGACCAUUCCAACUCCCACUGCUUCAUGAAAAUGCUGCAGGGCGAGCUCAAGGAGACGCUCUUUGACUGGCCCAAGGGCGAAGACGAGAUGACCGAGAAGUCGCACAGGAUGCUGGAAAACAACUCAGUGGCUUACAUAAAUGACUCCAUCGGCUUGCACCGUGUAGAAAAUGUGAGCCACACUGAGGGUUCAAUUAGUUUGCACCUGUACAGCCCACCCUUCCAGACGUGUCAAGUCUUUGACCAGCGCACCAGCCACAAGAGCGUCGCGAAGAUGACCUUUUGGAGCAAAUAUGGCGAGAGGACUCCAUGUGAGACCAGUGCAUCAAAGGAGAACAACUAAUGUGUUUCCAAACGACGACUCUGGAUUCCCCCCCCCCUACCAUUUUUUUAUCUACUGCGACCACGCGGUUUGUUUGAAAUUUAGAUGCAGGCUGGUUCAAAAUGACCAGUACGGCUUUAUCACUCAUUGCUUGGCAAAUACUGAUGAGUAGAACAUGAUUGAAUGCAUAAAAAGGCUUCUGGCAAUUGAUUUUGAAAUGAUACGCCCCAAAAUGGAUGGAUGUCUAGCAUAUUUCUGUCACAGUUGAGCACUUUUCUAUCUGGAAUGCUCGCAGUUAUCUGCUGAAAAUUGCAUGAAGUUGAGUCUUUCGUCCACGGCCUGAUGAAGGCAAAAGUUCCAUUAGAUUUUUUUGUGGGUGGAUAAAAUGAAAUGUUUGUCUUAAGACCAACUGUUAAACAGUUCCAGUGAUUAUAAUUAGUGGACUGUACUUGUGUGUUGCUCAAAUUAGGCAUCUUCUCAGGAUUUUGCAUUUUAUAUUUGUAGCUUGCGAAUUCAUAUUGUGUAGUCAUUUCUGUAGCACUGAUAUCUGUGAUGCAAUAAAUAUCAGCUGUAACAAAAAACA